UUCGAUUUGCUAAUUUAGUGUACAUAUUUUGUUCUCCAUUUCAUUGCUGAUCCGCCACAACCAUUACGUAUUAUCUUUCGAACUUCAUCGCUAUCCAAAAUAAUUCCCUCCUCCUUCUCCAAAGAACAGUUCGACCUCUGAGCUCCCAAUUUUCCUCCUCACCACCAUGACAGUUCCGCCGUAUCAGGAUGAUGUUAAGAAUAAUGAGAUGACGAAUUACUUCAAUUCCCCUGCAUUGGAUGUUUCAGUUGUUUUUCCGCAAGCAACGCCGGCUUCUACUUUUCCUCCCUGCACUUCGGAUUACUACCAGAUUGAUGAUCUAUUGACACCUGAGGAGCAGGCUAUUAGGUUGAGAGUAAGAGAGUGUAUGGAGAAAGACGUGGCUCCAAUUAUGGCAGAGUAUUGUGAGAAGGCAGAGUUUCCAUUUCAAAUUAUUCCAAAGCUUGGUGCAUUGCGCAUUGCUGGUGGGACAAUCAAGGGUUAUGGGUGUCCUGGUCUUUCUAUUACGGCAAAUGCUUUUGCUAUAGCUGAAAUUGCUAGAGUUGAUGGAAGUUGUUCUACUUUCUUCUUGGUUCAUUCCUCAGCAGCGAUGCUUACUAUUGCAUUAUGUGGGUCGGAGGCUCAAAAGCAGAAAUAUCUACCUUCUUUGUUUGAAUUUAAGACUGUCGCCUGCUGGGGUUUGACUGAGCCUAACUAUGGAAGUGACGCGAGUGCCUUGACAGCGACAGCAACAAAGGUGGAAGGAGGUUAGGUACUUGAAGGCCAAAAGCGAUGGAUAGGAAACAGUACAUUUGCCGAUGUCUUGAUUAUUUUUGCGAGGAAUACAACAACAAAUCAAAUUAAUGGAUUUAUAGUAAAGAAGAAUGCCCCUGGACUGACAGCUACAAAAAUAGAAAAUAAAAUUGGUUUACGCAUUGUUCAAAAUGGAGAUAUUCUCUUAAAUAAAGUAUUUGUUCCUGAUGAGGAAAGGCUACCUGAUGUUAAUUCUUUUCAGGAUACUAACAAGGCUCUUGCUGUUUCGCGUGUCAUGGUCGCCUGGCAACCUAUUGGUUUAUGCAUGGGGGUCUAUGAUAUGUGUCGCAGGUAUCUGAAGGAGAGGAAACAAUUUGGAGCCCCUCUUGCAGCUUUCCAGAUCAACCAAGAGAAACUUGUCCGUAUGCUUGGUAAUGUUCAAGCUAUGGUUCUUAUAGGUUGGCGCCUCUGCAAGCUGUAUGAGUCAUGGAUCACUCUGAGGGCAAGGGAAACAGUUGCUCUAGGGAGGGAAUUACUCGGUGGCAAUGGAAUCUUAUCUGAUUUUCUUGUUGCAAAGGCUUUCGGUGAUUUGGAACCCAUCUACACAUUCGAAGGCACGUAUGACAUCAACGCCUUGGUCACCGGUAGGGAAGUCACUGGCAUUGCCAGCUUCAGGCCAUCUAUAUCGACCCAGUGAAGCUGUCUGUAGUGUAACUUCUCUGAAUCUCAACUCCCUCCACAAGUUUCUUUCAUUAAGAACAAGGUUGUCUGAUGUCAAAAGGGAUGAAUUGAAUUCAUCCAUUGACAACCAAAAAUAAGGACACCAUAUAAAUUGUUGUUUUGAGACAUUGUAUCGGUAUAUAGUUCUAAAAGACAAA
This is a messenger RNA of Pyrus x bretschneideri (Chinese white pear), 1610 nucleotides long. Its product is annotated as acyl-coenzyme A oxidase 4, peroxisomal. The record is from RefSeq and is a predicted model, not a curated record. NCBI's taxonomy places the organism in Eukaryota, Viridiplantae, Streptophyta, Magnoliopsida, Rosales, Rosaceae. Gene Ontology annotation, molecular function: acyl-CoA dehydrogenase activity; flavin adenine dinucleotide binding. Gene Ontology annotation, cellular component: peroxisome. Gene Ontology annotation, biological process: fatty acid beta-oxidation. The transcript has 14 exons.